AUGAGCUCUACAGAGGUGAAUGGCUCGAGUGGUGCGGUGCUCGAGGAGAAAUACGUACAGUUCCCGUGCGUUGCUGACGAUGCGACUCGGGAUGGUAAACCGGUGCUGAACAAGUACUCGCAGUUCAUCACCAAGGACCAUGACUUCCCCGGAGCUCAGGCCAUGUUGUAUGCUGCCGGCGUGCCUGAUAGGGACAGCAUGAAGAACAGUCCACAGGUAGGCAUUGCAUCCGUAUGGUGGGAAGGCAAUGCCUGCAACAUGCAUCUGCUGGAUCUCGGGAAGACGGUCAAGAAGGCCGUCACGGGCCUGGGAAUGCUGGGCUGGCAAUACAAUACAAUUGGUGUCUCUGAUGCGAUCACCAUGGGCCACGAAGGAAUGCGGUUUUCCCUUCAGUCGAGGGAAAUUAUUGCUGACAGUAUCGAGACUGUCACCUGUGCGCAAUACCACGAUGCCUGCAUCGCCAUUCCAGGCUGUGACAAGAAUAUGCCAGGGACCAUAAUGGCGAUGGGACGACAUAACCGACCAUCAUUGAUGAUCUACGGCGGUACAAUCCAGAUCGGCUAUUCCAACGUCAUGCGACAGCCAAUAAACAUAUCGACGUGUUAUGAGGCAGCGGGAGCCUAUGCGUACGAUCAACUCAAACAACCAGAGGAUGGCGGCGACCAGAGCAAGACAAAGGAUGAAAUCAUGGAGGAUAUCGAGAGACAUGCUUGCCCUAGUGCCGGCGCCUGUGCUGGAAUGUUCACGGCCAACACCAUGGCCACGGCGAUUGAAACCAUGGGGCUCACGCUUCCCGGUUCAUCGUCCACUCCGGCAACCGUCCCGGCCAAGAUGAGAGAAUGCGUCAAGGCCGCAGAAGCCAUCAAGCUGUGUAUGGAGAGGAAUAUCAGGCCUCGCGACCUUCUCACCAAGCGGUCGUUUGAAAACGCCCUCGUCAUGACCAUGGCCAUGGGCGGAAGUACCAACAGCGUGAUCCAUUUCAUCGCCAUGGCCAGGUCGGCCGGCGUCGAAUUGACGAUAGACGACUUCCAGCGUGUCAGCAACAAGGUCCCGUUCAUCGCCAACCUCUCCCCCAGCGGAAAGUAUUACAUGGCCGACCUAUACGACAUCGGAGGCACGCCCUCUGUCCAGAAGCUCCUCGUAGCCGCCGGCCUGCUCGACGGCGGCAUCCCCACGGUAACGGGCAAGACGCUCGCCGAAAACAUCGCCUCCUUCCCAUCCCUCUCUCCAGGGCAAGACAUAAUCCGACCCCUCGACAACCCCAUCAAGGCCACCGGCCACCUGCAGAUUCUGCGUGGAAACCUCGCUCCAGGCGGCGCCGUGGCCAAAAUCACUGGGAAAGAAGGCACCAAAUUCACCGGCAAAGCUCGCGUGUUCGAUCGUGAGGCGGCGCUCAACAAUGCGCUAUCGCGCGGCGAGAUCCCACGGACCGAAAACCUGGUCCUCAUCGUCCGCUACGAGGGCCCCAAGGGAGGUCCCGGCAUGCCAGAGCAACUCAAGGCCAGCGCCGCGCUUAUGGGCGCCAAACUGACGAACCUCGCCCUCAUCACGGACGGACGAUACUCUGGUGCCAGCCACGGCUUUAUCGUGGGCCACAUCGUCCCCGAAGCCGCGGUGGGCGGUCCGCUGGCCAUCGUGCAAGACGGGGACGUCAUCACCAUCAACGCAGAGACGAACGAGCUCUCGAUGGCCGUGUCUGAUGAAGAAAUCGCCGCGAGGCUGAAGAACUGGACACCGCCGAAGCCGCGAGUCACUCGCGGUGUCUUGGCGAAAUAUGCUCGAUUGUUUCAUUUCUUCACCAUCUUCUUCAGUCUGUCUUCACUGUCUCCAGGUAUCCUCGCGCUGAUCAAACGAGCAAAACCACUGAGCAAGGCUGAAGGGUUACACUUGACCUGCAUCGUCAACAUCUCAGGCUCGUCCGCCGUUUGUCUUCGCCGUUCAGCUCGUUCAACCUGUUAUAGCACAGCGUGCGAGCCUGUGUUUAGUUACUUAGUCAAACUGUGGUGGAAGGCGCUGGCUUCUGGCUUCUGGCUCCUGGCUGCUGCUUUCCGUGUCUUACUCUACGGAGAAUUCAUCAUAAUACCCUCCCUCUCGAAGCCUUUUUUGACAUAUAAACUGCGAGACCGACGCGACGACGACUAUGUCGGUCCUCCGGAUGCCAACCUGCGCGGCUGGUUUGGCCUAGGCAACGCCGACGAGUUUGGUGGCUACUACAAGGUGUCUGUUACAAUUGUGCUGCUCCUUGUAGGCGGCGGAAUUGUCUCAUGGAGGCUUCUGCGUCCCUAUGGCGGACAGUGUACCUAUAACAACGGACCUGUUCCUAGAUACACCCGCGCAGACCGACUGUCUGAAACCAGUCAUACCAGUACCACUGACAACAACAGUCAGCCGAGUACGGAAAACCCUAGAGAUAAACUGAAGCGUGACGGGGAACAUGACGUGGACCCUGGUAUAUUGAAGAAGCAUUCGUCUUACUGUUCCUAUACAACUUCUGUGGCUACCUAUCCCCAAGUCCGCACGUUCUUUUACCCGCAUCCUCACACCGAGAAACUCCCCACGAAACCAAAGAUACUCCCACUACUGGUAUUUAUCCAUGGACUGGGUGGCUCCCUGUCUCAAUUUCACCAUCUUCUACACAGCUUGAUCACCAUCGGCCCCUGCUUUGGCAUUGACCUCCCCGGCUGUGGGCUGUCAUCAUUCGCCCCAACGGCCUGGUCAGCCUACUCUAUUGAGGCUAUGGCCGAGCUCGUGGGUCAAGCCAUCGAACAGCACAGGGAUGCUGCUCGUAACCAAGACGUUAUUAUCAUUGCACAUAGCAUGGGUUGCUCGAUCGCGGCUCUUAUCGCCUCACCAGCCUCCCCCGUCAAGGCUAAGGUCAGGGAGCAUAUUGUCGGUCUAGUUGCGGUCUGUCCUAUUGCUGCGCCACCUGCAAAGGACGUAGUUACUCUUUCCAAGAAGAUGCUGUAUAUACCUGGCUUUUUAUUUGAUGCCUGGCGCUGGUGGGACCGUAUGGGGGGAGCUGAUAGCGCAAGUGUACGCAGGCUUGUUGGGGAAGGGGCUGACCCGGAAACCCGUUCACUCCAGCUUCGAUAUAACCAACAGAGCCACACGCCGGUAUGGAGGAGGAUGGCAUGGGGCGCUCUUCCAACUUAUGACAGUUCGGGUAAGCCAGUCGGGGGGAUUCCUGGGAAAGAAAUAUGGAAGAAGAUCCAUUUCCCUCUGUUUUUCGUUGGAGGAGAAUCAGACAAUAUCACAAAGCCGAAGGAGGUUUUGAAACUUCUACACUAUUUCAUCAGCGAGAAGCCUAGUAGUGAUCGGCCAAACCCAGAUCUACCGGGCGACGACGUUGUUAUUGGAAUGCUACUUCAUAACUUCGUACAGGUUCCCGAGACUACCGGCGAUCGACGUACUCACUACAAGGAGACGUCGUGGCUCGCAAACCAUGAUGGCACGCAGACCGUGGACUCAUACGUGUUCCCAGCGCCAGCGUCCCAUGGCCUCCUGUUUGAUCGCAACACAUAUCGAACUUUAUCGGGCCUUAUCCAGACCUUCGUUGCGGGUAACAUUGACUUACGUCUAGCCCUCGGGUGGCAGCUUCAGCACCUAACCACUUCUGGCAAAUGGGACGUGAAGAAUCUCGUGAAAUGGCAGGCUGUGAAGCCAGUGUCGGAUCCCAUUGGCGGAACAUUCGUUGCGAUGAAGACAUUGCGCGAGGUUGACCUGGAUCACUCUCCAAAGCCGUUCGUUGAGGAUUGGCGUGGCAAGAUAUAUGCCGUGAUUGACAUUAGCCAUGAAAGUCCCGUGUACGACUACUCGCAGCUAGAGCUAGGAGGGAUCAAAUAUAUCAAGCUCCCGAGCGUCUCGAAGAUCCCACCGACUACGGACGAGGUACGAGAAUUUAUCAAUACGGUGUCUCGGCUAGAGGAUGAGAUUUCAGAAGCACGCAAGGGGGGAGAAGCUCCAUUGCCUUCACGACCGCAUAUCGCUGUCCAUUGCCAUUACGGGUAUAACCGGACUGGCUUCUUCAUUGCUUCAUAUCUCAUCGAGCGGAUGGGGUAUAAGAUCCAAGAGGCGCUGGCAGAGUUCGAGCGACGACGGCCACCGGGUAUACGCCAUGAGCAUUUCAUCGACACCUUGCAUGUACGCUACUCUGUCGGGCUUCCCCCUCGUUCCUCCGGUUCCCAAGUCGCAAUCAUGGGUGGCGUUACUGUUCGCGAUGUCGAUGCUCAGAAGUUCGUCGAGGCGUACUCCGCUUUCUUGAAGAGACAGGGAAAGCUCCCAAUCCCAGGUUGGGUUGAUACCGUCAAGACCUCCAACUCCAAAGAACUCCCCCCUCAAUCGAUUGACUGGUACUACGUUCGCGCUGCCGCCGUUGCCCGACACAUCUACAUGCGCAAGACCGUUGGUGUCGGCAGCCUACGCAAAAUCCACGGUGGCCGCAAGAACCGUGGCUCCGCUCCAUCCCACCACGUCGAUGCCUCUGGAUCCGUUGACCGAAAAAUCAUGCAAUCCCUCGAGAAGAUCGGUGUCCUUGAGCACGAUGAGGACAAGGGCGGUCGCAGAAUCACCCAGAGCGGCCAAAGAGAUUUGGACCGUAUCGCCAGGACGACCAUAGAAGAGGAUGAGGAUGACGAGUAA
Molecule: messenger RNA, 4638 nt
Organism: Arthroderma uncinatum
Lineage: Eukaryota; Fungi; Ascomycota; Eurotiomycetes; Onygenales; Arthrodermataceae
Product: dihydroxy-acid dehydratase
Exons: 13
Coding region: 1-4638 (1545 amino acids)
Biological process (GO): protein dephosphorylation; translation; branched-chain amino acid biosynthetic process
Cellular component (GO): mitochondrion; ribosome
Molecular function (GO): dihydroxy-acid dehydratase activity; protein tyrosine/serine/threonine phosphatase activity; structural constituent of ribosome
Source: RefSeq, a predicted model, not a curated record